AAAAGAUAAUGAAGAUGAUGAUAUGGAAGGUGUUAGUAGCAGCAACAAUAAUGGCAAGAAUGAAUUAAAUUUUAUCAAUCUAACACAAAAUAGUGAUGGUGACGAUGAUGGAAAGGAAGAUAGCAAUGUUAAAGAUAUUCAAACAACGGCUACUGAAAUUGAAAAGGCUGCUAAUGCUAAAGCCAUUAAUAUUAAUCAAA
Entrophospora candida is the source of this 200-nucleotide messenger RNA. Lineage: Eukaryota; Fungi; Glomeromycota; Glomeromycetes; Entrophosporales; Entrophosporaceae. The record is from the annotation of a GenBank genome assembly.